AUGUCUACAUUUGAUCCACUUCCAGAGGGAGCAGGUUAUGCUGUUGUUGUUGGAUUAGGUUCCGUUUUUGCAAUUUUGAUGUGUUUAACUACAUUUUUCUUAAAAAGAUAUACAAAAGAAAUCAUGACAUCAGAAGAGUUCGUAACUUGUAACCAUGCAGUCAAAACAGGAUUAAUUAGUUGUGCUAUAGUUUCCUCCUGGACCUGGUCAGCCACUUUAUUGUGUACUCCAAUGGUAUCUCCGGCGGUUUCGAUUAAAGUUAAGCUAAGGUCACCUAAUUGUCGUACUUACUUGGAGUUAAUUUAUGUAAGAUAUGGUAAAGUUACCCAUAUUGUGUUUAUAAUAUGGGGUUUAAUGACUAAUAUUAUGGUUACUGCUAUGUUAUUAACAGGUGGUGCUUCUGUUGUUCAUAUGUUAACGGGUAUGAAUCCUGCAGCUGCUUGUAUAUUGACUGUUUUAAGUUGUGUUGGAUAUGCAGUUUAUGGUGGCUUAAAAGCAGUUAUAUUAGGUGAUUAUGUACAUACUAUCUUGAUGUUAUCAAUUAUGUUAGUGUUUGGAUUUGUAACAUGGGUAACAUCAGAUAGAUUAGGAAGUAUUGAUUUAAUUUAUGAUUUAGUUACAGAAUAUGCUUUAAAAAAUCCUAAAGAAGGUAAUGCUGGAGGUUCUUAUCUAACUAUAAAAUCAGAAUCAGGUGGAAUAUUUUUCAUAAUUAAUAUAAUUAGUGCUUUUGGUACAGUAUUUUUGGAUCAAGGUUAUCUAAAUAAAGCUAUAUCUGCUGAUCCAAAAUCAACAUAUAAAGGUUAUAUAUUAGGAGGUUUAGCUUGGUGGCCAAUUCCAUGUUUUAUUAGUGUUACUGCUGGGUUAGGAGCUAUAGCUUUGCAACAAACAAAAUAUUGGCCAAUUGAUCGUCCAUUAACACCUGAUGAAGUUGCUAGUGGAUUAGUAUUACCAACAUUUGCAGUUGCAUUAAUGGGUAAAGCUGGUGGAGUAUUGACUUUAUUAAUGUUGUUUAUGGCUAUUACAUCUGCAUUUUCAGCCCAAUUAAUAAGUGUUUCUUCAAUUUUCACUUAUGAUAUUUAUAGAACUUAUUUCAAUCCUAAUGCUAGUGGAACACAAUUGAUAAGAGCUUCACAUGUUGCAAUUGUUGUGUUUGCUGCUUUAUUAUCUGGAUUUUCCAUAAUGUUGUAUUACUUAAAGGUAUCAAUGGGUUAUUUAUUUACAUUAUUGGGCAUUGUUCUUUCAUCUGGAGUAUUACCACAAUGUUUAACUAUAUUAUGGAAUAAACAAAGUUGGAUGGCUGCAACUUUAACUCCACCAAUUGGAACUUGUUUAUCAAUUACUUUUUGGUUAGUUGUUACAAAAUUGAAAUAUGGAUCAGUAACAUAUGAUAAUACUUUUCAAAAUGAUUCUGUUUUAACUGGUAAUUGUGUUUCUUUAUUAGCUCCAUUAAUUACUAUACCAAUUUUAACAUAUAUUAAACCACAAAAUUUUGAUUGGGAUAAAUUUUUAAUUAUUAAAAGAGUUGAUGAAGAAGAUGAAUUAAAAGAAGUUGAAAAAGAAUUAGAAAUUGAUGUUAAUAAUAAUUCAAGCAGUGAAUCAAAUUCAAUGAAUAAAACAAUACCAAUACAAACAAAUAUAUCAAUAAUUACAAAUGAUUUAAUUGAAUUAAAUAGAGAAAAAUUUAUGGAAGAAAGAAAAAUAUUAUCUAAAGCAUUUAAAAGGUGUGUAAUAACAUGUAUUUCAUUAACUUUAGCUUUACUUGUACUUUGGCCAAUGCCAAUGUAUGGAACUUCAUAUAUUUUUAGUAAACCAUUUUUCAGAGGUUGGAUAAUAGUAUUGUUUAUUUGGUUAUUUUAUACUGUUUUCCAAGUUGUCUUAUAUCCUAUUUGGGAAAGUAGACAUACUCUUUCAAUUAUUAUGAAAGGAAUUUAUUGGGAUUUGAGUGGACAAUCAUACAAACUUAAGGAAUGGCAAUUAAGACAUCCAGAAGAAUUACAUGUUGUUCAAUCUCAAAUUAAUGCUCAAUUGAAUAAUGAAUUGUGUGAACAAAUGAGUAGAGGUCAAGUUAGAUAUAUAGAUGAUUCUGAGAAAAGGUAA
Molecule: messenger RNA, 2097 nt
Organism: Lodderomyces pseudojiufengensis
Lineage: Eukaryota; Fungi; Ascomycota; Pichiomycetes; Serinales; Debaryomycetaceae
Product: sodium:solute symporter family protein
Exons: 3
Coding region: 1-2097 (698 amino acids)
Biological process (GO): spermidine transport; urea transmembrane transport; putrescine transport
Cellular component (GO): plasma membrane
Molecular function (GO): spermidine transmembrane transporter activity; urea transmembrane transporter activity; putrescine transmembrane transporter activity
Source: RefSeq, a predicted model, not a curated record